UGACAAGAUUCAUGCAAGCCUGAUGAACUGCUUUUCAGAUCGACAGCAUUAACCAAUUGUUGGUGUAAAUCAUGAACAUCUGCAGUGCCGUGGUGACAAACAGCUGUUCAUUUGAGGAUGUGGACAAGCUGAUGCAGUCUUUGGAGCUGAUCAUAUAUGUGCCAACCUUUGUGUUUGGACUGGUCCUGAACACCCUUGCACUGACCGUCUUCUGUGUCGUUCUGCGAAAAUGGAACGAAUCUACUAUUUACAUGACCAACCUGGCUCUAAUGGACUUGCUCUUGCUCCUCCUGUUGCCAUUCAAGAUGCAUGCCAUAAAACACUGCUGGGAGGCCAGCAAGAAGCUCUUCUGCUCCUUUCUGGAGGCCAUGUAUUUUGUAGGGAUGUACGGGAGCAUCUACACCAUUACUUGCAUUGCCGUGGAUCGUUACAUUGCCAUCCAGCAUCCAUUCCGUGCCAAAGAGAUUCGAUCUCCAAAAGCAGCCGUGGUAGUUUGCAUGAUCAUCUGGUGUCUGGCAUUGGGUGCAACGUCACCUAUAUACACAUUCAGGGACAACUCUGACAAACCAUUCCACUGUUUCCAUGGUUUUUCAGAUAAAGGCUGGAGUCUGGGCCUCAUAGCCUGUCUGGAGGUGUUCGGCUUCCUGCUCCCAGCCGCUGUGCUCAUAAUGUGCUCUGUGCAGAACAUCCGCACUCUGAGGCAGUCACAAGGGCAGAGCGCCAAGAGCCGUGUGGCCGAGAGGAUCAUGUACAGCAGUCUCUGUGCAUUCCUGAUACCUUUCACUCCCUGCCACCUUGGCAUCUUCCUGCAGUUCCUUGUGCGCCAAGGCAUUAUCACAUCCUGCCAGUCUCAGACUAGAAUUGCCCUGUUUGUGCAGGUUGCCAUGUGCUUGGCCAAUGUAACCUGCUGCCUGGAUGCCAUCUGCUACUAUUUCAUUGCCAAAGAAGUCCGCUCUUCUAGAGGAACCAUCAGGCUGUCUAUAAGUCAAAAGAGAACUACCAGCACAUCAGAGGUAUAA
Messenger RNA from Engraulis encrasicolus (European anchovy), 1019 nucleotides. Its product is annotated as G-protein coupled receptor 55. NCBI's taxonomy places the organism in Eukaryota, Metazoa, Chordata, Actinopteri, Clupeiformes, Engraulidae. The coding region runs from base 72 to 1019 and encodes 315 amino acids. Gene Ontology annotation, cellular component: plasma membrane. Gene Ontology annotation, biological process: positive regulation of Rho protein signal transduction; phospholipase C-activating G protein-coupled receptor signaling pathway. The transcript has 2 exons. Gene Ontology annotation, molecular function: G protein-coupled receptor activity. The record is from RefSeq and is a predicted model, not a curated record.